This is a messenger RNA of Anguilla rostrata (American eel), 3163 nucleotides long. RefSeq names its product cyclin-dependent kinase inhibitor 2C (p18, inhibits CDK4) (gene cdkn2c). Gene Ontology annotation, molecular function: protein kinase binding; cyclin-dependent protein serine/threonine kinase inhibitor activity. Gene Ontology annotation, biological process: negative regulation of cell population proliferation; regulation of cyclin-dependent protein serine/threonine kinase activity; regulation of G1/S transition of mitotic cell cycle. The transcript has 3 exons. Bases 1356 to 1853 code for a protein of 165 amino acids. The record is from RefSeq and is a predicted model, not a curated record. Gene Ontology annotation, cellular component: cytoplasm; nucleus. NCBI's taxonomy places the organism in Eukaryota, Metazoa, Chordata, Actinopteri, Anguilliformes, Anguillidae.
AAUGUCCUAGCCUAAUGACAAACCAUAGCGAUAGUAUCGAUAUAUCUAGAAUACCAUAUUGUCAUUCUAGUUUGUGCAGUCUAAUAGUUAAUUUCGCGAAAGCUUGUAUGUCAAAUAAUUAACUAAACCUAAGUGCAUUUAAACGGAUCGUAAAUGCUGCGCUGAAGAUUUUGUGCUCUGCUGGCUAAUUGUUUUAAAAUAUUUCAUACUGUUACAUCGCAAAUGUAGCAGUCACUGGUAAAACUGUAUAUGCCAGACCACUGGUUAAAACAGCUCGCUAUAUUGGAAGAAAGGAGAGUGAUCUAGGGGUGGAAUACGAUGCUAUUGCCCUGCCAAAAUCUUUGUGAAGCCCCUGAUUUGCGUUCAGACCAACAGUAUAAAACGACGCUACAACCUGCCCAACGAGAGUCCACGAAACGACAAUGAUAAACGGACACCAGCUGCUGUUGGGCAUACUAUUUUUAACUGGUUGCUUUUUGAAUUCAGUUAGCUAGACUAGUGCUAGUGACUGAAAUAUGAAUUGCACCUGCAUACUCGCAUUUUUUUGGUUGAAGAAGAGAAAUAAUAUAGGCAAAGACUACUUGCCAUGGAUGCAAAAGCUCGUUUCGAACUGGAAUUAUGAGACCUUGUGGUUCGAGGAGAUAAUGUAGCCAACGAUAUGCUACUUAGGUCAAGCUCUCGACUUUAGUCUUGUCUGGUUCCCAUCGCACAGAUGAAUGGUAACUUUUUGGGGGUUUACUGCAAACGGGUGUAAACGUGUUUGCUUUAUGGUUUCAAUGUUUUUCUAUUGGACGAAGUAUCUCAUUCAGUGAAUCACUUGCCUAACGUUACAUAUACCCAAUUUCGGUUUAUUUUUAACAGCGUAAUGAGUGGCUGGGUCAAUCUUUAACAACUGAAGCGAAUCAAGCAAACGGAGAAACAUGAAGAAACAUCAAUGAUGCAAGUACUGGACGGCAUCCUGCGUCAGUGUAGCAGUUAGCUGUCUUUGAAUUUUCUCAACUUAAGUCCACAAGAAGAGGCCAGGACAUCUCAAUGAAGUUAGAGAUUUGCAGUGAAGAUGAUGAAAUAAAUUAUGUACCAUUUGGUUGGAGAUGGCGUGACAUCCCUGUUCUCCGAUCUGAUGCGGACUGUAUAGUGGGAUGGUGUUAAAAACGGAGGGCGGACCCAGGCACGGCCCACGUUACUCUUACAGCUAAGUAAGUUAGCCUUUUUUUUUUUAACAAGACUGCUUGCUCGUGAUUCGUCACCAUAUAGGUUUACCACCCCAACAAGCGAGUAAAAACCGUUACAGUUAACACCUACGUUUUUCGCUACCUUGAGGACAUUAUUUUCUCAAUCGUUUGUUUCCGCAAAGAAUGGCCGAUCCAUCGGGAGCAAAUAGGCUGACCAGUGCAUCUGCAAGAGGAGACUUGACAGAACUUCAAGUCUUUUUGCAAAACGGGGCAGAUGUUAAUGAGAGGAAUGUGUUCGGCAGAACCGCGUUACAGGUGAUGAAACUGGGUAACCCGGCCAUAGCUGAGGCGUUGCUGCAAGCCAGAGCGGAUCCUAAUGUGCCCGAUCCCGUGGGAGGUCUAACGGUACUUCACGACGCUGCUCGGGAUGGCUAUGCUGACACGCUGCAAGUGCUUGUGAAACAUGGCGCCGAUGUCAAUAUUCAGGACAAUGACGGAAACCUGCCAUUGCACCUAGCAGCUAGAGAAGGGAACUUGGACGUGGUUGAAUUAUUGAUUCAGCAUACCGCGGAGCCCAUGCGACCGAACCGCAGAGGCCACACUGCAUAUGAUUUGGCCAGAAUGCAUAGCAGAUUGCCAACUGCAGAACGGAUCCAAGCAUACAUGCAUUCUAUAGAAUGAAAUGUGUGUUUUGGGCUUUUUAUUUUUUUUAUUUGAAUUGUAUUGUGUUUGAUGUUUUGUUUGAUAUGUAUGUGAGGUGGUUAAACACAGGCUUAAUUGCUAUAUGUUGCAUCGUACCACCACCUGCGCAUUGUGUUCUCUGCCCAAUCAGCGCCCGUAAGAUGAUGAAGAAAUGGAAGAGCGGUCAUUGAGAUUGUCUUCCAAAUCCUAUAUUGUAGACCUACCACUCACAGAAAAUAUAUGCUGCAUCUAUACUAUUUACAUCACAAUUAACAAAAUUGUGGUAAGAAAUAGACAAAUGUCUGAGUGCUUUACUGCCCUGAUUUUAGGCAACUGGUUUAUUGACAAAUUGUUCAGAAACUUACCCAAUGAAACAUUUAUUAAUGUGAAUGUUUUCACGGUGUUCUUUAGGAAGUCGGUACGUCCGCAUGAGCCUAAAAUAGCUAUUGGCCUAUCAAAUCGUUAUUGGGAUGUCAUCCUAGCAAUUGUUUAAUUGUAGAAAGAAUCUGGCAGCUUUUGUAGGUUCUUUUUUUUUUUUUUUUUUUUACAAAAAAUAUUACAGUAAAAUGCUCACUGAUCAGUUAACUUGCAGUGUGUUGGAUUAAUGUUGAAUAAACACUGGGCAUUUUACUGCGUUGUUACAUUAUAACCUACAUUUGUGUCUGUAAGUAUAAUCGGAGAAUACUGGGAAACAGCGCUAAACAUUACACUAGCACGCCUUCUAAUUCUAAUUUCAAGGUCAUCAUGGAAGAGAACUGGUGUAUCUGUUGGGAUACAUAGUCUUGCAUAAGCGCUAAACAUGUAAAUUAGUGUAAAAGAAUAAAAACGAAUGUUUCCCCGCUGUGAAACAUUACUGCACAGCUUUAAAUUAAAUUUAAUUAAACCGCUAGUUAAAAUGACCAGUUUCAUUGUCAAGAUGUUUAAAAAUGUCAUUUAUUUGUUUAUCCUGCCUUAACGUUACUGCGGAAACAAUUAACUUUUUCGUAUUUCGUAAUUUCCAGUUGCACUUUAUAUGUGAGUGUACAUAUAUGAUGUAAAGUUUAUUUUUGUUUGUACUGAAAUGUGAAGGCAUGCGUUUUGGGUGUAUUAACAGUUAAUGUGAUUAUUAUUGUACUUUUCACCAAAGACAAAAGACUGCUGUUUAAUGUGCCAGCGUGUGUGUACUGACGUUCCUAUCAAAUGUGCGUCAGGGUCGGUAGCAUUUUAAAAACACAACUUUACUGUAGACUGUGAUGUGUCUGCGCGCCCACGCCUGCCUAACUGAGUGGUGUCAUGUGUUUGCAGAAAAAUAAAUAUUUCGUAAAAAUAUA